Bemisia tabaci is the source of this 2214-nucleotide messenger RNA. The record is from RefSeq and is a predicted model, not a curated record. NCBI's taxonomy places the organism in Eukaryota, Metazoa, Arthropoda, Insecta, Hemiptera, Aleyrodidae.
AUGUCUGCUGAUGAUCUGCAGAAUAUCAAAGAUGAAGUCCAACUUGAAAUUUCUCGCGGUGAAUGUGAAGACGAAGAAAACGUACUAGAGGCUGAUCCCGCGUCAGUUUCUUCCACAGACGGUCCGGUGGAACAGCGAGACAUUGUAUCGGGAUUACACACUGAUGAAGGCAUCGUACAUGCGGAGCAUGAUGAGUGUGCGACUGAUACUGCUGACGAGAACGUUAUCAAAGCUGAUACGCUAGAGGUUGCAUUUAUUGCUGAAAUGAUCAAAUGGCAAGGAGUCAGUCCAAAUCUUAGACAGUCACUGCCAAAACUUCCUUACACUCCUAAGUUGUUCGCGUGUAUUGAGAGGAUGAACCGAAUUAUACCAGCACACAUUCGUGAAGAAUCAACGUUAGAGGAAGUUCAUUGCAUCAUCUAUUGUGCAGCUCAGGCGAUAACACAAGCCGUCAAAGGCCCCACAAAUCAUGGGCGUAGGGGAAUCAAACUGAAUGCACCAAGAUGGCAACUUAGGAUUGAAAGGAAAGUGGCCAACCUAAGGCAGGAGAUUGGGAGAGUCACCCAGUGUGUCAAGGGGAAUACCUCAAAGAGGUUAAAGGCGAAGAUGGCCCAUGUGAAUGAGGAAAACCUUUUAACCCAUCUUGAUACACUGAAGCAGAAGUUAAAAGUUCAAGCUGCCCGACUCAGAAGAUAUAAAAAAUCAUACCAGCGCCAUUUAGAUAAUGCUCUGUUUCAGCGUAAUGAGAGAGCCUUCUAUCGAAGGAUGGGAAACGCCGCGGAUGUGAGAAACGCUCCCGAAGAAAUCCCAUCGAAAGAUGACGUAACGCAAUUUUGGCGAUCCAUCUGGUCAGAGGCCAAGGAGCAUAAUAGCACAGCUCCUUGGAUUGAGCAGGAAACAGUGCGUCAUGCCCACAUUACACAUGAAGGUGAGGUUGAAAUCACUAAGGAAGAUGUGCGGAGAGCAACUUUGCAUAUUCAUAACUGGAAGGCUCCCGGACCAGACAAAGUUCACAAUUUCUGGCUGAAAAAGUUAACAUGUGUGCAUACGCAGCUUUCAAGAAGCAUUCAAGAUAUUAUUACUCAUCCUGACAAAAUGCCGAUAUUUCUGACUGAAGGAGUGACGUUUGCGAAACAUAAAGGAGGCGAUUCGAAGGACCCAUCUGAGUAUAGACCGAUUACAUGUCUCUCCACGCUCUAUAAAGUCAUCACAUCCAUUGUAACCCGAUUAAUUGGGAGACAUGUAGCUAAGUGGAAAAUUUUGUGUGAAGAGCAGAAAGGGUGUUGCAAGGGAAGCUUCGGGUGCAAAGAGCUGUUAAUAAUUGAUUCGGUUGUGCUCAAGCAGGCUGUAAAGGAACGUCGUAACUUACAUGUGGGUUACAUCGGCUACAAAAAAGCUUUUGAUUCAAUGCCGCACAGCUGGCUAAUUCACGUUUUAAAUAUCUACCGAGUCCAUCCUGUCAUUGUUCAUUUCCUGAAGAGCAUUUUGGCAUCUUGGCGCACCAGAAUCAUAAUACAAGGAUCGGCGAGUGAAUUAGAAACUGAGGUCAUCCACAUCCUGCGAGGUAUUUUUCAAGGUGACAGUCUUAGUGCAUUGUGGUUCUGUUUAGGCCUCAAUCCCCUCUCAAAUUGCAUUCGAGAGAUGAAGGUAGGGUUCCCUCUAUGUCGGAACAGACAAGUACUCCACGUCAUCAACCACCUAGCCUACUUGGAUGAUAUUAAGAUCUAUGCAUCCCAAAGAGACCAGUUGCAUCAACUUUUCAAGGUGAUUGAAGAGGUCAGUGAUGAUAUUGGCAUGAUGCUUGGAGUACCUAAAUGCGCGACGCUCCAUAUAGAAAACGGCGUUAUAGUGCGGGAGGAUGGUUUUGUGACCAAUUCUGGUGACGUCAUCAAUAGCUUGACAAUGGAGGAUGCUUAUAAAUACCUUGGAAUGUGGCAGAGCUCUUCCAUCCAGAAGGUGAGAGUCAAAGAGCACCUGGUUAACACCUUCGUUGAUCGGCUGAGUGCGAUACUUAAGACCUCUCUAAACUCAAAACAUACGACCAAGGCAAUCAAAACCUUCGCCAUUCCUGCGUUAGCGUACUCAUUUGGCGUUGUCCCAUGGUCUGACACGGAGCUUGAGGGGCUUAAUAGGAAAGUCAGAACCUUGAUGACCAAGUGGAAUAAGCAUCACCCAAGAGCCGCUAAGGAGAGAAUACACAUCCCCCGCAAAUAG